Molecule: messenger RNA, 4354 nt
Organism: Myzus persicae (green peach aphid)
Lineage: Eukaryota; Metazoa; Arthropoda; Insecta; Hemiptera; Aphididae
Product: monocarboxylate transporter 10
Exons: 7
Coding region: 746-2929 (727 amino acids)
Biological process (GO): transmembrane transport
Molecular function (GO): monocarboxylic acid transmembrane transporter activity
Source: RefSeq, a predicted model, not a curated record
GCAGUGGUCAACGUGACUCGGUCGGAAUCGCACGCGUCGUCGCCGGGUGUCGCGUGGACGGAAACGCGCAGCGGGAAUAAAUCGUCGCUAGCUGAUAUCGAAAGAUAUUGUACAAACAUUUAUGUUUCGAGGUCGUUGGUGUCUCGCUCGCGGUCGUUCUCGGAAAAUCGCGUCCCAAUAAUAAACAACCUCGUCUGCAAGUUGUAAUAAUUAUUAUAACGUUAUUGGUUUGUGGGUAACUUAAUGGUAGGUGCACAUAUUAAAAUAUACUAGCUGACACAUCGUCGUCAUCGAAAUUCCCCGCGGAAACGUGAUAGGACUGUCAAACGAUCUCUCGAUCGAGCGACGUCUGAUAGGAAUUAAAAACAAAAAAGUUUCAAAAUCGGACGCGUCAAAAUAUUAAAAAAAAAAAAACAUUACAACAAUAGGUAACACGACCGGUGUGCCGAUCCUUAUCGCACGUCACACAUUUCGCGCGAGACUUGGCUCGGCAAUCGCGACUUUCGCUUACCUACCUAUAUUUUAUUAUUAUGUAUAUUAUGUAGGUUCAUAAGUACGAAAAUUUAUACUAAGCCAUCUCGCAGCGUGAUUUUAAUCGUCCAUCAAUCAUCCGCUGUAGUGAAAAAAUAAUAUCAUACCGCACACGCACAAUACGCAAUAUUAUUAUUAUCUUUUUUUUUUGCGGGAUCGUGUUGUAUACAUCAUAUUAUGUUCGUGCGAAGACGACGACGAUGGCGACGGUCCGAUGUCGCAUUACCGUGAUCGACCACCAUCACUGCAGGUGGACUACAAAAUACUCUACGCCGUCAUUGUCAUCGUCAUCGGCGUAGGGCGACCACUGAACGGCGGCGCGGUGGCCGCUAUGAAGUUAGACGGCAACAUGAACGUGAUGUCGAGGAGCAACACGUGGCCAGUGGUGGUGGUCCGGCUGGAACACGACGGCGGCGUGCACGUGAUUGACAACGGACCGUCCGACGACGGGCCGUGCACCGCGGCCACGGACGACAUGACCGUCCUGUUCGGCGGUGUCGGCGGUGCCGGGGGCGGAGUGGACGCCAACGGCGGCGGCGCGGCGGCAGCCGACACGUGUCCACUGGCGCCGCUGUCCGCCCGCAAGCGGGCCACGCUGCAGCGGCACUACUAUCCGGAGGGCGGCUGGGGCUGGGUGGUCGUGGCCACCGCGGUGGCCGUUCACGUGCUCAAUCACGGGCUCCAACUAUCGGCGGCUGUCAUGCUGAGACCCGCGGCCGACAAGCACGAGCAACCGGUGGUCAAUACAGGAUGGCUGGGAGCAAUGUCCACGGGAGUGGCGCUGUUGCUGUCGCCGGUGACGAUAGCGUUUUGCCGGCGGAAAUCCACAAGACUGACGGCCGUCAUGGGCGGCCUGAUCACCGCGCUGGGAUGUCUCUUCACCAGUUUCGCCACGCAGUUCCAUCAAUUAUUCUUCAGCUACGGCACCGUCAUCGGGAUUGGAGUGGGCAUGACAAGGGAUUGUUCCACACUGAUGGUGGCGCAGUAUUUUAAGCGGAAACGUGAGUUCGUCGAGAUAUUCAUCGUGUCCGGCAGUGGGAUGGGAAUAGCCGUCAUGUCGAGCUUCAUCAAAGGAGCCAUAAGCGCCAUCGGCUGGCGACUUGGACUCCAGCUGGUCACCGCCACGGUGUUCACCACUUUCCUGUUGGGCACGUGCUACAGGUCGGCGUCUCUAUACCACCCGCAGAGACGGGCCAUCCUGCACCUGAAGAACCAGAAGCGGAAGAUCAAGGACAAGAACCGGCACGACGACCGGCCACCAUUCAUCGACUUCACCACUCUCCGCAGCAAGACCGUCCGAAUCCUGCUCGUGUCCACCGGCAUCAGUGCGUUCGGCAUAAACACUCCGAUAUUCUACCUGGCUCACCAGGCCGAAGAGGACGGACUCGGUGACUCGGCGCUGACGUUGCAGGUGCACAUGGGACUCGCUUGGACGGUGGGCUGCGUGGCGUUCGGGCUGAUCGUCGUCCGGAACUCGGUGGAGUGCCGGAUCGCCAGGCAGUACCUGUGCCAAGCUUCCGUUUUCAUGUGUGGCGUGUCCAUACUGGCGCUGACCACGGUCCGCGGCGACCGGCAGGGGUACGUCAUGUUCGCCUGGGUGUACGGCAUGUUCUGCGGCGGGUACCACUACUCGCUCAAGAUGUACACGUACGAGCGGGUCCGGGCCCGGAACUUUGCGCGCACCUGGGGCUUCGUCCAGUGCUCUCAGGCCAUACCCAUCGCCCUAGGGGUGCCCAUAUCCGGUUACAUCAACAUUGGCUACGGCUCCAAGUCGGGUUAUUACUUUAGCUCGGCGUGCGUGUUGCUCGGCAGCCUGACCAUGUUCUUCAUCGACCUGCAUCGGCGGAACGUGGCCCGGCACAAGCACAACGAGUCGGGUACGAAGAAGCUGUGCGUGUCGGACUCGUGUCCGCAGCGUCGGAGACUGUCGUUCACCGUCGAGCCCGAGGAGGUGGUGGUGAUGGAACCUCCCCUAAACAUGCAGGGCGUCGGGCUCAUCGGCGGCGCCGCCGGUUUGGGGUUGAUGAUGGGCGGGGGUGGCAGUGGCGGCAGUGGUGGCAGUGGCGGGGGCGGAGGCGGUGGACCCAACGACAAGCCCGAGCUGACGUGCAUCUCCGAGGAGGGCAUCGCCGACAUGGACCUGCCCGACAACCUGCUCGACGAUCUCGACUACAUCGGCGACUGCAUCACGUCGUGCAACAAGGUGGAGAACUACCUGAUGCUCAGCGAGUUCGAGAACAACCUGAUCGCCGAGAUGCCGGUCAUCAUGGACCGGAAGGGCCGCAGGUGGUCACUGGCCAAACAGGCGGAAGAGGAGACGGCCAGGGGUGGCAAGUGGCGGCUGGUCGCCGGACACAACAGCAGGAUGAUCACGGUCAUCGACGAGGCUUCCGUGUAAAACGACCGCUCGUAAUAAUAUUUUAUAUUCGUGUAUUGUAUUAUUAUUAUUUUUUUUUUUAUUAUUAUUGUUGAAGAUGUGUUCAUUUUAUUUUUUAUUUAUUUGUUUACUAUUAUAUUCUUUUAUUUUAUUAAAUUUUAAAGUGACACGUCAUAUUAUACGUUUGGAUCGUCGGCAUUACACGAAUGUUUGCGGCGAUCGUUUUUGUAAUCAAAAAUAGUAUAAUAUACUUUAAGCAGAUAUGCCAUACAUUAACGGAAAACAGUUGACGUUAUUGGACUUUUUUUAUUGUAUAAAAUUAUUUUUUUAUUUAUAUACGAAUACAGUAGCGAGUAGUUAAAUAAUAUGUUUGCCCCUUAAAUUAAAAUUUUUAUAUUUAAUCGAUAUCAGAUAUCUAUUAGGUAUCUACUAUGAUAAUAUUAUAGACCUGCGUUGACGUCAUAUUAUUAUACUUAAAUAAUAUUAUUGUUUCAACGAAUUUGCUUGGUUUCGAUUUUAUCCUAUUACAUAAAACGAUAUUAUUUCUUAUAAUAAUAUCCUUAAAUUGUAUAAAAUAAUUUAAUUACAUAAUAUUAUUAUAGUACUAUUAUGUGUCAUUGGCUGAAUCUGUGAUCUAACUAAUUUAUUACCUACCUACUGUUAUUUGUAAAAAUUAUUUUUGCUUACGGUUAUAGUUGAAUUCGAUUCAAUUUUUCAUAACUACAAUAAUAAUAAUAUUGUGUUGUACAAUACGCUUUUCUUUUUUAAAUACUUAAUAAUGAUAAUGAAACUACUAAAACGUGAUACGUAAACGUAUUGUAUACAUUGUAAAAAAAACCACCACCAACGUCACAUGUACACAUUUUGUAAUCUUUUACACAAAACUAUAACAAUAUGUAAAUGUGAUUUAAUAGAUCGCAUAGUAUUAUUAUAAUAUUUUUCAUCAUGCAUUUUAUGGUUCUAGUUCAUCAUUAUAAUGAUUUUUUUUUUUUUGCCACAGCUUAGUUCUUGACCAUUCUGUAUUUCUGUAUGACAUUAAAAUAAUAAUAUACUGUUGAUUUAAACUGCUUAUCAAGAAAUUGUUGGCAAAUACAACUGACGAGCUCGAUACCCUUGUUAUUCGAUGAAACAUUCAAUAGUCGUAGGACGUAGGUACUGACAUUAAAACAGAAAAGUGAAAUAUUUUUGAAAUUGAGUACUUACAUUUCAAUAUUUUACAACCGAAAUUAAUUUGUACAUUUGGUGAGUAUUUUGUCAAACUCUAUAUUAUUAUGGUCCUUAACAACUCAUUAUUUCUUUAGAUAUUUCAUGCUAAUAGUUCAGACAAUUUAUUGGAGGUGGGUCAUUCUUCAACAAAUAUAAAUUUUAUGUGAACGAAAAUCAAAAUCAAAAAAACACAAUUUAUAAUAAUUAUUAACGAAAAAAAAAAAAUAUAGGUAUAAUUUA